GUAACUGAAAUUCCGGCCACUCUACAUUAGCUGUCAUAUCAUCGAUAGCAGAGAGCACAUCCAGAAAUUAGUUCGAAUAUUAUUACCAUGUCCGCCUCGAAAUUGGAGUACGACUGGGACGAUUUGGGAGUGCGUCACUUGGACGACUUUGCAUCAGGAAUUCCCGAGUGGUCGGCCGGGGAUGAGGUCUUCACCACCGCCGUCGAGGAGUUGUCCAGCCUUCAGGUUCACCGGGAGAAGGUGGAGCAGAUCCAGCGACGUGGCAGCCUGAUUGUCAGCCAGGCCCAGCAGCACUCGCAGGCGUUGGUCGAAAAAUUGAUGAAGGAUAUGAACCUCGGCCGGGAGAAGCCCAUACUCCCCCCUCAAAAGGCUACUCCAAAGGCCUACAGCUUCAAGGACAUCUAUUCGAGCCGCAAGGACCGGCUGAUCCGCGAGUGCCACGAGCAGGAGCGCAAGAUGCGCGAGUUCCACAGCCGCCCGAUGCCGGACUUCCGGCAGGUGCACGAACGGCAGGCCCUUAAGUCCGCCGUGCACCGCAUCACCUGUCCGAUGACCCCCAAUGUGCUGAGAAACUCGCUGGAGAUGGAGAAGAGGCGUCGCCAGCGGGCAGAGCAGCUGCAGAAGGAGCAGGACGAGCAGUUGAAGCUGCAGCGGAAGCUGAUGACCAGGGCCAAGCCUAUUCCGCAGAGCAGCCGUCAGCCGCUGAAGGCGAUGAAUCGUCCCUCAGUCGCUCCGCAGGUGAAAGUGAAGGUCGAACCCUUCAACCUGUCCGCCGAGUCGCGAGUGCAGCAGCGUCGCCUCUUCAAUGUCCAGAACUCGAAGGUGCAGGAGGCGAAGCGCCGGGAACUGGAGGAGCUGCGCCAGCGGAUGGAGCAGGAGGAUCGCCGGAGGCAGCGCCAACUAACCACGUUCCGGGCAAGACCCAACCCAUUUGCACUCACCGCACGUUGACCUGGUGGUCCGAUUUCCCAUGUUUUAGCGUUUUAUUUGUUUUUGGCUUUCGUUCGGUUUCGAUUUUUUUCUGCAAAUUUGUUUUGUUUGAAGAAAUUAAAUUACUAUAAUCACCAGCAGGCAACCACAGACACAAACCCACAAUCGAGGGCAGAACACUAGUGGUGCAUUAAUAUAUUAUAUUAAAAGUA
This is a messenger RNA of Drosophila ficusphila, 1142 nucleotides long. RefSeq names its product targeting protein for Xklp2. The record is from RefSeq and is a predicted model, not a curated record. Lineage: Eukaryota; Metazoa; Arthropoda; Insecta; Diptera; Drosophilidae. The transcript is spliced from 2 exons. The coding region runs from base 88 to 951 and encodes 287 amino acids.